AUAAUAUAAACCAGUAACUGAAGGAAGAAGGAAAAUCAGAGACUCAGAACACAGACGGAAGAGAGAGAGUGUGUGGGAGACGUUUUCUCACCAUACCAUUUGAUCCUGCCGCUUCCGUCUAUCAUCUCUCGUCCUCCCCAUUCUACCCUCCGAGUACCAGCAUUAAGUUAAUAUUCCCGAUCUUUUACACUAGGGUUUUAUCUGAACCACCUGUGAACACCAUAUAGUGUCUUUUGAGCCCGGUGUAUUUGGUGGGAUUCGUUGACCCUAAUGCAAGGUCAAGGGAGUGGUAUUGAUACUGUCAUUGAAAUCACAGAUGUUGAGCUUGGAUCUCUCUCAAACAGCACUAGUAUGAGUCAGCAGACUUCUUUGAUUAAUAUGCUAAAUCCUGUUGAAAACCGGUUGUCAAGUUAUAUGGUAACAUCUGGUGAGAUUCCAUGUUUAAAUGCCUCUAGUAACCAGAACUUGAGUGGUUCAGGUGAACCUAGCUCUAGAUUGGGUCCAGUUGAUGAUGAUGGGAUGAAAUUGGGACAAGGUUGUUCAUCUCCUUAUAGUGCUUGUCCUGUGAUUGGUCAAAGUUCAGAAGAAAGACGAGUUGAACAAAAUAUCCUUUUUCCUGGGAGAGCUCUUAUUGGAAUCAGUGGCAAUCAGAUUCAAGGUGGGCCAUUUUUUUCUCAGGGAAGUAGUGGUAAUAGUGUGCCUGGCAUGGAGGAUGAUAUUUCAGGUGGAUUAGAAACAGAACAGACAUCUUCUGGUAGUGCUUCACCCGAUAUUGUUGGGACUUUAUCCAGAAGCACUGAUUUUCUGGUUGAGGAAAAUGAUGGCAACCCAAGUUCUUCUUUUGGAUCUUGGGGUUUAUCAUGCAAGCGAAAGGCCCUUGAGGGUACUUCAGGCCAGGCUUAUUCUGGUGAAAGUUCUAGCUCCCUUCCACAAGCUGAAACUAGUGCUUGGAAUACUGGUUCUGCUCGUUAUAGUCCUAGUAAUUUAAGUUUAUCUACACUGUUGCGUAGUUCUCCUAGUGGUGGUCCUUCAGAACAAAACUCAAGAACCAGGGUUGGUUUGAGACUUGGGGCAUCUGAUACCUUGCCUUCAAUAGAUGCAACAGGAAAUGGAGCAAGCUCACUGCGGGAAUUUUUUUGUAGGGGGGCUUGUUCUGGGCCUCAGCAAGAAUCUGCUCCAUCCAACUUAUCAUCACAAGGGAGGUCAAUAACUGCAGCUGCAACAAAUUCGGCUGGUUCCCAAAGCCAGUUUCCUGCAAUGCAUAUGAGUGGUUCGUCAGGAAACAUGCUUCCUUUUCCUUGGACUGGUGCUUCCAGUUCAAGAGUGGGCAGCUUACCAAGUUCUCUUUUGUCUGGAUACAGAGGUGCUGAGUUAAGAGGAGAAGCAAACUUAAGAAGCAUUCCCCGAAACAAUGUGGAGCAUUCGACUUUUACAACUGCCAAUGAUGUGAGAAAUUCAGCACAGGAUCCCACAAUUUGGGGUCUGGCCUCUGGAGAAUUAAGCAUUUCUGUAGCUGCCCCUUCCUCUUCAAGAAGUGGCCCCAGUUCUGGCAUUAAUUUUGUUGCUACUCCUGCAUUGAUCCGUGCCAACAACUCUCCAUCUGAAAAUCAUCAAAGAACAAUAGAUUGGUCUUUGUUUCCUUCUUUUGAUUCUCAACCCGGAGGUCAUAGUCAUUAUAACCCAGUACCUUCAGGACCUGCUUCCUCACAGGAUUCAGGAAGUUCUUCUGGGUCUAAUAACCAGGCUCGUCACUUACCACAUCCUAGGUCCGCAUUCUUGGACAGACGUGGUGAUGAUGCUCUUAAUAUGCCCCAGUCACUGCGGGCAUUAGCAGCUGACAUCGAAGGGAGGCGCCGACUUAUAUCUGAGAUUCGUCAAGUUUUGAAUGCUAUGCGUAGGGGUGAGAACUUACGCGCCGAGGAUUAUAUGCUCCUUGACCCAUUCAUAUAUCAUGGCAUGGCUGAGAUGCACGACAGGCAUAGAGACAUGCGCCUUGAUGUUGAUAACAUGUCUUACGAGGAACUGCUGGCACUGGGGGAACGUAUAGGAGAUGUUAGCACUGGACUGAGUGAGGAGACUAUUAUGAAGUGCAUGAAACAGCGAAAAUUUCUCUGUAUUUCAGAAAAAUCCCCUGCAGAUGCGGAACCAUGCUGUGUCUGUCAGGAGGCUUUUGCUGAUGAGGAUGAUAUUGGCACACUAGAUUGUGGGCAUGACUUCCACACCAGUUGCAUCAAACAAUGGCUAAUGCAGAAGAAUCUGUGCCCGAUUUGUAAAACAACAGCCCUGCUUACUUGAAAGGGAAAACCAUUGAUGACCGAGCCUGAAAUUUGAAUUUCUUGAUGCUAUAUCAUUAAAACUGAAAGUUGGGGGAGAAUCUAGUCCUCCCUUCUUGUCUGAAACUAACUUUAUUUGUGCAUGAACUGAGCACCCGUUGCUGGAAAAAAAUAGAAAGAAGAAACUUUGCCGCGUGCGUCAAGAAGGAUUUAUAUAUCAGAUAGCAAGGGAUACAUUUUUCUUCCUUUUUUAUGACCGUGACGGUAAUGAAUGUAUUUGAAUAAUGUUUCUGGAUUUAUGAAGCCUUUGCUGAAUUGUAAGAUUGACAAUUUCAUAUUCAUUGUUACUUGUCAAAUGCAUGGAUCUUGCUGGAGUUCAAAGCAUGAUCAUGCUAGAUGGUCGUCGCCGUCUCAUAUUGUGUUAUCGUUUGUCUGUUCAAAUUGUCGACUCGAUGAGCUGAUUUGUUGA
Pyrus x bretschneideri (Chinese white pear) is the source of this 2742-nucleotide messenger RNA. Its product is annotated as E3 ubiquitin-protein ligase MBR2. The transcript has 6 exons. NCBI's taxonomy places the organism in Eukaryota, Viridiplantae, Streptophyta, Magnoliopsida, Rosales, Rosaceae. The record is from RefSeq and is a predicted model, not a curated record. Gene Ontology annotation, molecular function: ubiquitin protein ligase activity. The coding region runs from base 271 to 2295 and encodes 674 amino acids.